AUGGCUGAUAAAUCACAAAUCAAAAUCAAGUUCUUCACCAGAGAGGAAGACGAAUCUCUUCAUGUUAAUGAAAACCCAUUAUAUGUUCCAAUCUCUUUGAAAAGAUUUGGUUUAUCAGAAAUUGUUAAUCAUUUACUAGAGACUGAAUCACCAGUUCCUUUUGAUUUCUUAAUCAAUGGUACCUUGUUACGUACCUCUAUUGAUGAAUACCUUACCACUCAAGGGUUAUCAAGUGAAGCUUUCCUUACAUUAGAAUAUACAAGAUCAGUGUUACCUCCUUCAUAUUUAGCAUCUUUUAAUAAUGAAGAUUGGGUUUCUUCAUUAGAUGUUAAACAUAAUCAAAUCUUAUCAGGUUCUUAUGAUGGUAUUGUACGUACCUGGGAUUUAUCUGGUAAAGUUCAAAAACAAUAUUCUGGUCAUUCAGGUCCAAUUAAAGCUGUUGGUUGGGUAUCAGAAACUAGAGUUGUUACAGGUGGUAAUGAUAGACAAAUCCGUUUAUGGAAAACAAGUGCAGUGGAUUCAAAUGGUAUUAAAGAUAUUGAUGAAGAUGAAGAUGAACCUGAAGAAGGUAAAACUUUGGCCAUCUUAGAAGGUCAUAAAGCUGCGAUUAGUGGAUUAGCUGUUAAUGAUAAUAGAAUUCUUUCAUCUGGUUAUGAUAAUGCAAUUGGUCUAUGGUCAACAAAUUAUAAAGAAAUGACAAACAUUGAUCCUUUAGCUGAUCCAAAUAAUAAUGUCACAUCAACUGCAGCAAAAAAGAGAAGAAAAUUAGCUUUACAAGAUGCUUCAAUCAGACGUAGAGCCCCAUUAUCUUUCUUGGAAGGUCAUUCACAACCAGUUGAAGAUAUAAUGUUUGCACCAAAUGAUUCAACUGUUGCAUAUUCAGUUUCUCAAGAUCAUACUAUUAAAACAUGGGAUUUAGUUACAGCUCGUGCAGUUGAUACAAGAACCACAGGAUUUUCAUUAUUAUCAAUUGCAUCAUUAACAAAAUUAAAUUUAUUAGCAUGUGGUUCAUCAGCUCGUCAUAUAACGUUACAUGAUCCAAGAGCUAGUGCAACUACUGUGACUCAAUCACAAUUAAUCGGUCAUACCAAUUUUGUUGUUUCAUUAGCACCAAGUCCUGAUAAUGAUUAUAUGUUUGCCUCAGGUUCUCAUGAUGGUACUGUUAAAGUAUGGGAUAUUAGAGCUCAAAAAGCCCUUUACACUAUAACAAGAGAAUCUGGUGUGCCAAAAGGUCAAGAUAAAGUGUUUGCUGUUUCUUGGGAUCAAACUGGUAUUAUAAGUGGUGGUCAAGAUAAAAAAAUACAGAUUAAUACUGCAGGUCAAUUACCAAAUAAUUAA
Molecule: messenger RNA, 1338 nt
Organism: Hansenula ciferrii
Lineage: Eukaryota; Fungi; Ascomycota; Saccharomycetes; Phaffomycetales; Wickerhamomycetaceae
Gene: YTM1
Product: Ytm1p
Exons: 1
Coding region: 1-1338 (445 amino acids)
Biological process (GO): ribosome biogenesis
Molecular function (GO): protein binding
Source: RefSeq, a predicted model, not a curated record